Lentinula edodes (shiitake mushroom) is the source of this 1212-nucleotide messenger RNA. RefSeq names its product AAA domain-containing protein. NCBI's taxonomy places the organism in Eukaryota, Fungi, Basidiomycota, Agaricomycetes, Agaricales, Omphalotaceae. The coding region runs from base 1 to 1212 and encodes 403 amino acids. The transcript has 4 exons. Gene Ontology annotation, cellular component: cytoplasm. Gene Ontology annotation, biological process: nuclear-transcribed mRNA catabolic process, nonsense-mediated decay. Gene Ontology annotation, molecular function: RNA helicase activity. The record is from RefSeq and is a predicted model, not a curated record.
AUGUACCCGUGCCUUUCGGAAUUUCCAUCAAACAUGUUCUAUGAAGGUACCCUGCAGAACGGUGUCACGGCUCCUGAACGAUUGAGGAAAAAUGUCGAUUUCCCGUGGCCUGUUCCCGACACUCCCAUGUUCUUCUAUCAAAACUUGGGUCAGGAGGAAAUUUCGAGUAGUGGAACGUCGUUUUUGAACAGAACGGAAGCAUCCAACGUCGAGAAGAUCGUUACAAAAUUUUUCAAAUCUGGCAUUGUUCCCAACCAGAUAGGUGUUGUCACCCCGUACGAAGGUCAACGUUCGUACAUUGUCAACUAUAUGCAGUUCGACGGCUCCUUGAAAAAGGAUCUGUACAAGGUGAUUGAAGUCGCCAGUGUCGACGCAUUCCAAGGCCGACAGAAGGAUUACAUCAUUCUCAGUUGUGUCAGAAGUAAUGAGCAUCAAGGUAUAGGCUUUUUGAACGAUCCUAGGCGUCUCAAUGUCGCCCUAACUCGAGCCAAGUACGGCGUUGUCAUUCUGGGAAAUCCCAAAGUGUUGAGCAAGCAUCCCCUUUGGCAUUAUUUGCUCACGCACUACAAGGAAACUAGUACGUUAGUCGAAGGCCCUCUCAGUAACUUGCAGCCCAGUAUGAUCCAGUUCAGCAAGCCCAGGCGAUCUCUCGGGAAGUCCAUGGAUCAGUUCCGCCGACAUGAAAUCAACGCGAGGGAUUAUCUAGGCAACCAAGGUGGAGGGGGACCCAUGCCUGACGGUCACUCAGGAACUCCUAGUCGCUUCGAUGCGAGUUUCUACCGCACUCAUGAUGCCCUUGGAUACAUCCCAUCUGACGUCCAAUUACUUCGCUCACAAGCAACCUAUUCUUCGGGCCUUCCAAUGUUCACCGCUACUGGACCUUUCAGUGCAAACGUCCCUCGAGGAACUAGUGCUAAACGGAGCACCUAUGGAAGUUAUGCAUCCUCUAUCAUCUCUCAGGAUGCUGGCCCAAGCGUUACGGAUAACAGCAGCGUCAUCGGCAGCACUACGGGUGGCGACCAUGCCAACAAUUUGACUUUCUCUCAAAGCGACCGUUUGAGGCGCCGAACCUCAUUUGGAUCUUCUUCCGUCGCUGGAACGGAUAUGGGUAGCAUCUCGCAAUGCGAUUAUAAAGCCCAAGACGAAUCCGGCGAUUCGGAUGACAUGAAGUCUCAGUACACGGGUACUCAGUCUGGCGUUACCGUGUUUUAG